CACUGCUCCAACCUUCACCCCCGCCACCUCUCCUCCAUCACCACCACUGCCACCACCACCAUCUUCUCUUUUACUUUCUCUCUGGAGCUGCCACUUCGUAUGCCUCUUCGUGGCAGGCAGAACUCUUGGUUAGUCGGAAGGAGCUGAGGAGUGGAGGGGGGAAUCCUGUGUGAAGCCAUUUUCUUUGAGGAGCCCCUGAAACUGUGGAUGGGAAAAGGAUGCAUUGUGGGCUGCUGGAGGAACCUGAUAUGGAUUCCACAGAAAGCUGGAUUGAAAGAUGUCUAAACGAAAGUGAGAGUAAACGCUACUCCAACCACACAUCCCUCGGGAACAUGUCCAAUGAUGAAAAAAGCUGGAUUGAAAGAUGCCAGAAUGAAAGUGAGAUCAAGCGCUAUUCCAGCCACUCAUCCCUCGGGAACAUGUCCAAUGAUGAAAAUGAAGAGAAAGAAAACAACCGGGCAUCUAAAUCUCAUUCAACUCCUGCAACGUUACAGUGGCUGGAGGAGAACUACGAAAUUGCGGAGGGGGUUUGUAUCCCUCGCAGUGCACUUUACAUGCACUAUCUUGACUUCAGUGAGAAACAUGACACUCAGCCUGUCAAUGCUGCCAGCUUUGGGAAGAUAAUAAGACAGCAGUUUCCUCAGUUAACCACACGACGACUGGGAACCAGGGGCCAAUCAAAGUACCACUACUAUGGCUUAGCAGUAAAGGAGACCUCACAAUACUACGAUGUGAUGUACUCUAUUAAGGGUGCCGCCUGGGUAAACGGAACAGGCAAGAAAGAGGUUACAAAGCAGACUGUGGCGUAUUCACCCCGCUCCAAACUGGGCACUCUGCUGCCGGACUUUCCAAAUGUCAAAGACCUAAAUCUGCCUGCCAAUCUGCCAGAGGAGAAGGUUUCAACAUUUAUCAUGAUGUACAGGACUCACUGCCAGAGAAUACUGGACACGGUAAUCCGUGCCAAUUUUGAUGAGGUCCAAAGCUUCCUGUUGCACUUUUGGCAAGGCAUGCCCCCACACAUGCUGCCUGUGUUAAGUUCAUCUACUGUAGUAAACAUUGUAGGUGUGUGUGAUUCCAUCCUGUACAAAGCCAUCUCAGGAGUUCUGAUGCCUACAGUCCUGCAGGCUCUGCCUGACAGCCUGACUCAAGUGAUCAGGAAAUUUGCUAAGCAGCUGGACGAGUGGCUAAAGGUAGCACUACAUGAUUUACCAGAGAACCUGCGCAAUAUCAAGUUUGAGCUGUCACGAAGAUUCUCUCAAAUACUCAAACGGCAAACAUCCUUAAAUCAUCUUUGUCAGGCCUCCCGGACGGUGAUCCACAGUGCCGACAUCACCUUUCAGAUGCUGGAGGACUGGAGAAAUGUAGAUCUUAACAGCAUCACUAAACAGACACUUUACACGAUGGAGGAAUCACGGGAGGACCAGAGAAGACUAAUUAUCGAAUUGUAUCAGGAGUUUGACCGGUUGCUGGAGGAUCAAUCUCCCAUUGAAGCAUACAUUGAGUGGCUGGACUCUAUGGUGGACAGAUGUGUAGUUAAGGUGGCAGGGAAGAGACCUGGAUCUUUAAAGAAGGUCGCUCAGCAGUUCCUGCUAAUGUGGUCAUGUUUUGGAACGAGAGUGAUCAGGGACAUGACACUGCACAGCGCCCCCAGCUUUGGCUCAUUUCACCUAAUUCACCUGAUGUUUGAUGACUAUGUGCUGUACCUGCUGGAAUCUCUACACUGCCAGGAGAGAGCCAAUGAGCUGAUGAGAGCCAUGAAAGGAGAGGGGACAACAACGGACAGUAGUGAGGACAUAAUGCUGACUGAAAGCACACCCACCUCCAUGCCUCUUGAACCGUACUCUCCUGCUAAGUCUGUGCCCUCAGUAGGAGUACCAGCCACCAGUUCCCCUGCUUCAGUGCAUUCUCCAGAAAACACUAGUGUAUCUGUCACUUCAGGAGCUGUUCAGUCAUAUACCUGGUCCCUUACAUACACAGUGACCAGAUCAGGAGGAAGCCCCCCAGAUGGUGAAUCCCAGUUGUCCUGUAUGCGUAGUAGUGCCCCAGUGCAUCCUGCCACAUCUGCACACAGAAUGCCAGUCUACCCGCACAGAGAUGAGCAUGGUUAUACGGGCAGCUACAACUACAGCAGCUAUGCAAACCAGCAUCAUCCUGCCCUUCAGAGUCAGUACCCAAGUCUACCCCAUGAACCUGGCAUCUCCAACCCCCUGCACUACUCCUCAUACCACCGUUCCUCUGCACAGUACCCACUGAAUAGCCAGAUGUCGCGCAUGGAGCCAUGUCUGAUGGGUGGUUCACCUCGGCUGCACCCAACCCCAGUAACCCCCCGCUGGUCAGAUGUACCCCCAGCCAACAGCUGCUAUUCCAGCCCUCCUAUGCACUCAUCACGUUAUGCCUCAACAGGGGACAUGUAUUCGCCAUUGGCACCACGUAGGAACUCUGAAUAUGAGCAUGCGCAACACUUUCCUGGCUUUGCCUACAUUAAUGGAGAAGCUACGACAGGGUGGGCAAAAUAGCUGCACUUUCAUCCAUCCCAGACCAGCCCUAUGAACUUGUGUGCUUAAAGGUCUCCAUCAAGGCCAAGUAAUAAAAUGAUGGAUCAACAAGGACUGAGAGGGGUUUUAGAAAAUGUUUUAAAUUUGGUCAGAGGGUGUUUACUGUGAACGCUGCCAAAUCAGCUGUUUCUAAAGCAGAAUCAAAUGAGAAAACAGCUGUAGCCCAUUUGUGCCUUUUACUUCUUUUUCUAGUUUUCACAAUGUGAUUCCCCUAUGGGUAUUUUUCAGCCGCUAAUGAAAACAAACUUGGCAUCUGACCUAGUUUUAUUGUGAAAAAACACGUCCCUCAUGUAUCUGUUGAUGCUUGUCUUGUUACCUGACGUAAACACAUCCCUUAUGUGUCUGUUGAUGUAUGUCUUGACGUAGAUUUUCUCCUCAUUAUUUAUCUGUUUAGCUCUUCUGCUGGCUGUGUUUUUAGUACAUGGUGAGCCCUAGAUCUGUUUAAAAGGAACAGAAAGACUAAGACAGUAAAUGAAAUGUUGCUCCUCCUAAAGAAAUUCUGGCCAACUGCCAUAUCAUGGACGUCAUAGGAAGGGAGUUAACUACUGCCAAUAAAUUACAUCUAUUUGUUGGCUUGCCCUUGCUUGCAUAUGUGAAACUGAGAUCUGACGAUUUUACUGGAAGUGGUUUGAGUAGUUUACGUCAGCAGUUUUACUUUGUGGCCUGGUAAUGCUAAACAGUCUGCUGCAGCUUUUGUAACAAGGUCUCUGUUGCAUUGUUUAUAUAUGUUUGUACUGUAAAUUGCAUUUUUAUUAUUAGAGAAAAUGUGUUAACUUAGAUGUGUGUUUUUAAAUGCACUCGAAAGUACAGUGGACCUAUUACCCUAUGGGUAGGAAAAAGAAAAGAAUAUCAAAAUGUAACAUUUAUCUUUAGUCACUUUCUCUUGUAAAUAAAAGCACUCCAUAACUAA
Molecule: messenger RNA, 3465 nt
Organism: Trichomycterus rosablanca
Lineage: Eukaryota; Metazoa; Chordata; Actinopteri; Siluriformes; Trichomycteridae
Gene: rfx4
Product: regulatory factor X, 4
Exons: 19
Coding region: 219-2516 (765 amino acids)
Biological process (GO): regulation of transcription by RNA polymerase II
Molecular function (GO): DNA-binding transcription factor activity, RNA polymerase II-specific; RNA polymerase II cis-regulatory region sequence-specific DNA binding
Source: RefSeq, a predicted model, not a curated record